AGCACUAUCUUCAAACCAUGAUUGUCGCAUCGUUGCGUUAGUGCCUUCAAGUACGAUUCGAGUACGAUCGUGUCGGGCGUGAUGUGCGUGUACGACUUUUCGCGAAGCCUCGUUCAGUGGAUUUAAUGAAUUUGACAAGUCUCAGAGAACGGUGAAUCGCGUCGAGAGGUUAACGGCGAAUAGCAGAGUCUUUCGUGGAAAAUCGAUUAAAUCCAGGCAGACCGUGUGGAGAGAUUCGACUACGUUCAUGUCGUCGCGUGAUCGUCGCUGUACGCUAUAGAUAGAGAGGGAGAGAGAAAGAGAUAGUGGUUUGGCCGAUGGCGGCGGCUGUCAACUCGCGGAUCUCGCUCUACGCUCGGACAGUUCUCGGCGAUUUCUCGGAAAAUCUCGCCUCUCCUGAUCUGAAAAUAGCCGCCGCGCGCUCGUGUUGAAUGCGCGCGACACGAUUUAUAAGACCGCGCGACUAAGAAGAGCCUCUUAUAUGACAUCGGGCAAGGAAACAAUGGGUGAACAACCAAUCUUUACGUGCAAAGCGCAUGUAUUUCAUAUUGAUCCCAAGACAAAGCGAUCUUGGGUACCUGCAUCAUCAGCAGCAAUAUCAGUAUCAUUUUUUUAUGAUUCUACCAGAAGUCUGUACAGAAUAAUAUCAGUUGAAGGAACAAAGGCAGUUAUAAAUAGCACAAUUACGCCAAACAUGACUUUUACAAAAACAUCACAGAAAUUUGGCCAAUGGUCGGAUGUCAGGGCGAAUACUGUAUACGGUUUAGGUUUUGCAUCUGAGGCUGAGUUAGGAAAGUUUAUUGAGAAAUUUCAUGAGGUGAAAGAAGCCACUAAACUAGCCAGCGCUAAGUUACAGUCGAAUAGUUCUUCAGUUACACCAGCUACUAGUGCGAAUGUUAGCCCUAUCACGUCUCGGUCGGGUAUGCCAUCGUCGGAACAAGAUCUUAUCGAUCCGCCAAACUCUUCGAUGAUUAACUCCAAUGUGUCGGCAUCGAACAACCCGAACCCGAAUGCCAAUAUGAUAUCCGCUCAGAACAGUGUAUCUUCGGUAAGCAGCAGUCCUUUACCUGGUAGUUGUCAGAAUAAAGUGGACGAUGAAUUGAAAAACACAGUCCAUUCAAGAUCACAGAGUGUUUCUCAGCAGAGUACAGAAAGUCCGCAGCAUCAAGGGAAAUCGGCGCAACUGAGCUCUUCACAAGGUGGACAGUCGGCUGAGGUGCAGCUCAAGUACGAGAAUGAUAGGUUGAAACUUGCUCUAGCUCAGAGUUCUGCUAAUGCAAAGAAAUGGGAGAUUGAAUUGACUACCCUCAAAACCAACAAUGCAAGAUUAACAAGUGCAUUACAAGAAUCCACAGCUAAUGUUGACGAAUGGAAGAGACAGCUACAAUUGUAUAAAGACGAAAAUGCCAAAAUAAAAGCUAAAUACGCCGAUUUGGAAGCUGGAAAAAUCGCGGAGGGAAAUAGCGAAGCCUUAAGAUUGAGAGUUGAAGCAUUGGAAAGUGAGCUGAGGACGCGAAAUGAAGAAAUCAAAGCUCUCACUAUGGCCACUAAGAGUAAAGAUUUUGUGGCUCUACAGAAGGAGAAUGCAGAACUUCGCGAUAUGUUAAAUGUAGUUCAUGAACAAUUAGAACUUGCAUUGAGUGCAAAUAAGGUUCAAAAACAAAAUUUGGAUACGUUAAAUGCUAGAUUAGCUGGUUACAUACAAGAUUUGGUAACUGUACAUCGAGAAAUCACAAAUACAUUGCAAACUUAAGUUUGCAUCAUAGGAAAACCUAAGAAUGCCUUUCUUAGGUCUUUUGUAUCUACUGUAAGCACGAUGUACGAAUGGAUGAUAUAGAUUAAUAAUCAAGGGAAAAGUUCCAAAAAUUAAAAAAAAAAAAAAGAAAAAAUCGAAUGCAGAUUAAUCGAACAGAAAAAUUAUAGAAUACUGAGAUAGUCGUCUCUCGAAAAUAGUACACUACAGAAAAGAUCGCUCCCCGAGCAUGUAUUUAUAUUGAAUCGAUCUGAUCCGUUUAGCAUUUCUCUUUAGAAAUAAGUUUCGUGCCAUAAUCGUACUAUUGUUACACAGAAUAAGACACUUAACUUUACCACCUGCUUUUCUCCUUCUGAAAUUCUAUGCAUUUAUAUGCUUUAAAAAUGCUCUAUUUAGAUAUAUAGCCUUAUAAAUGCAAUAUGAAUGCAGUUACAAAUUUGCACUUGUGAUUAUUUUCAAAAAUAACCUGUUUUCAAAAAGAAAAUGAUAAAAAAAA
Formica exsecta is the source of this 2249-nucleotide messenger RNA. RefSeq names its product homer protein homolog 2 (gene homer). Gene Ontology annotation, biological process: regulation of store-operated calcium entry; G protein-coupled glutamate receptor signaling pathway. The coding region runs from base 482 to 1753 and encodes 423 amino acids. The record is from RefSeq and is a predicted model, not a curated record. The transcript has 6 exons. Gene Ontology annotation, molecular function: G protein-coupled glutamate receptor binding. NCBI's taxonomy places the organism in Eukaryota, Metazoa, Arthropoda, Insecta, Hymenoptera, Formicidae. Gene Ontology annotation, cellular component: dendrite; cytoplasm; plasma membrane.